This is a messenger RNA of Coregonus sp. 'balchen', 9717 nucleotides long. The record is from the annotation of a GenBank genome assembly. Lineage: Eukaryota; Metazoa; Chordata; Actinopteri; Salmoniformes; Salmonidae.
GCGACAGAUGUCGUCGGUCCCUGGUGGUACUGGUGAUAACAUCGUCUACGCGCUGCUGUGUGGCGGGGCCUUUGCUGGAGCCAUCGCCUAUGUGAGUCUACGCCAGACCAUUUAGUUUGAUCUGUUUGAGUUCAGAUGACGUAGCUCAGAGAUAAAAUAUAGACUGGCCUAUUUCAUAAACCUUUAGAACUCUAGAAUGUGCUCUAUUUUAUGUGACAUGGCUAAAGUUGCCCUCAGAAGAAUGUUAUAUUUCUCUGGUAGAGGUGAAGAUAUGACUAUUUUGAGCGUUUCAAAUGUUAUUUGUGUUUCUUCCAACAGACAUACAGCACUGUGACCACAGAUCACGCCAGAUUCAACGACCGUGUAGCAGAUAUCAAUGCUCGUCCCAAGACCGAGUGGGCGCCCAAACCAUGGCCCCCCAAGAGUAAGUUUCACCUCACCCACCAUCUUACCUCACAACCUCACCCACCAUCUUACCUCACAACCUCACCCACCAUCUUACCUCACAACCUCACCCACCUUUUUACCUCACAAUCUCACUCAACAUCUUACAGCACAAUCUCAAUUAACCCAUCAUGUCAUGACAGGUUGUUGGAUAAGACAGGGUUUGGGUUUGGUCAUGGCUGUAAGGACUGUGACACACUCACCGUAAAUAACUAUUAAUUGUCCACUGUUGCAAUGCCGUACACCAUACACUACCCCCCCCCCCCCCUUUUCAGUUCAGUGGCCUAAGCCCUCUAUUCAUGAGUCAUGGUUGGCAGUGUAGCUCUGACCUGUCUGUGUGCAAGAGAAAGAGGGAUGUGAUCCAAGCUAGGGAUUGUGGGACAGGAGGCCUGGAUAAUCCUUGAUUUAUUUCACCAUGUCCGAGGAAUGUCGCUGAGGGACCACACGCUCAUGCUCCUAAAGCCGUAGCAUGGCUAUUCAGUGUGUGUGUGUGUCCUAUUUUCUCCUCUGGGAGAGCCUUCCUGUUGCAGUGGAAAUCCUGCUGAGCUCAUUAGAAUAGACACACACACUUAUAGUGUCCCUGUCAUGGUGUGUUAAUAUCUCUGGAAAUAACAAGCGGUCAGUAGUUUUGGCCAGACCACCAGGGACUCCUAGCCAAACAGGCCAGCCCCCCUCACGUUCUCUGGCUGAACAAAGUCAUUGCUGUCCAGUGUCCAGGCAGCUGUCGGAGACCUGCAUAUUCCACUAUCACUCCUUUUCUGUCUUUGCCAAAAUCACUUCCUGCUAAUAAAAACACUCUCCCGUCCAAGUCCAUUCUAUUUAUACCUGCAGCUAUUAUGUCAUCCAACAGUGGCCAGGGAGUUGGUUUAUUGACACUGGGGGAGGAGCGUAUGGUACUACUGGUGCUGUAUAAACAGCUGAGAUUAGAUAUAUAUAAUUAGCUUUUAUUUCCCACUUGUAAUGGAUGUUUAUUUUGGCAGGCUUCACCAUAAUGAUAAACUCCAACUACACAGAUACCAUCACACAAGCGCAUGGCUAUCUCGCCCAUGAACCCUUAUGCACGCUCAUACAUGUGUGAAAAGAUAAAGAAGGCAACAGUAAACAUGUCGUCCCCCACGAAUGAUGCAUCUCUAGUCCAUAUACUCCAUAGGCUAUAUUAUACUGAACAAAAAUAUAAACGCAACAAUUACAGUUCAUGUAAGGAAAUCAGCCAAUUGAAAUAAAUAAAUUAGGCCCUAAUCUAUGGAUUUCACAUGACUGGGCAGGGGCGCAGCCUGCGAGAGCAUAGGCCCACCCACUGGGGAGCAAGGCCCAGCCAAUCAGAAUGAGUUAUUCCACACAAAAGGGCUUUAUUACAGACGGAAAUACUCCUCAGUUUCAUCAGCUGUCUGGGUGGCUGGUCUCAGACGAUCCCGCAGGUGAAGAAGCCGGAUGUGGAGGUCCUGGUCUGGCGUGGUUACAUGUGGUCUGUGGUUGAUAGGCCGGUUGGACGUACUGCCAAAUUCUCUAAAACAACAUUGGUAGAGAAAUUAAUAUUACAUUCUCUGACAACCGCUCUGGUUGACAUUACUGCAUUCAGCAUGCCAAUUGCACACUCCCUCAACUUGAGACAUCUGUGGCAUUGUGUUGUGUGACAAAGCUGCACAUUUUAGAGUGGCAUUUUAUUGUCCCCAGCACAAGGGGCACCUGUGUAAUGAUCAUGCUGUUUAAUCAGCUUCUUGAUAUGCCACAUGGAUGGAUUAUCUUGGCAAAGUUGAAAUGCUCACUAACAGGGAUGUAAACAUAAGCUUUUUGUCUGUAUGGAACAUUUCUGGGAUCUUUUAUUUCAGCUCAUGAAACAUGGGACCAACACUUUACAUGUUGCGUUUAGAUUUUUGUUCAGUAUAUAAUCCAUAUAAUACAUACCCUGUAAAUCUGUGACACUGUGAUUCUCUGUCUGUUUCCAGGCAGGGAUGAGGAAGAGGAGGGUGAGUUCCUAUGUGUGGCUCUACUGGUUAAUGUCUUUCAUUUGUAAUAACUCACAGCCUGUUAAAUGACUCUCUUUCUGAAUGACCAAUGAAACUUUGUUUUAGACUGACUUGGCAUGGAUUUGAUUAUUCUCUCACUGAUUGCCUUGAAAUGUAUGUUUCUCUAUAGGUGCUCUCACACCUAGAUCUUUCUCUAGAUAUAUUCACAAAACUGCAUUUCCAAGAAUUCUGAGGACCAAUGGUAGGGAAAAGGAGUGGAUUCAUGGGCUCUGAAAUGGGUGGAGUCUUCAUGUAUUGCAUUUCAAUGAUUGAGCCAAAUGCUGUGAAAUGCCAUGAUGAUAAUCUACAGUAUAGUUAUUAGUGACGUCCCCACUCAUCGUAGGGUUCCUGAAUCUUCAUUGGUUAGUUACUGCAGAGCACCAAUCACAUCGAUUCUUAUGCCCACGCUCGGAGAUCUCCCUGUUCUGGUUAAUAACGAGUGCUUCCAACCUUCUGGCCUUAAAUGCGUUCUCUUUACUCAUAGUAGAACUGGCAUAACUGUCUGAGAUUACUAAUUUAUUUGAAUUGACACCCGGAUAAGGUGUCGGGUCUAGAACAGGUUCUGCUCUCUGAUUUUCUGGACUUAGUUUUGGAAGUUUCACAACCCAAUGCCUUGGCUUUCUGUCAUUGGCAGAAAAUAUUGUUAGGGGACCCAAAGCAUGUAGUUGGUGGAAAAUCUACUGUUGAUGGUCAUAUUUGGGAGGACCUGUUCAGAGAUGGGUUUCCCUGUACACAAUGUUUUGGUUUCUCUAGAUGGUCAACUUAGCCUACUCUUGUUGAUGAAUUUGAUAUAGGCAUUUUUAACGGAGUGAUUCUGAAAGUAGAAAAAAAACUCAGCUUCUCCUUUCUGGCCCCACCCCACCCAGUUUCUCCUGUCUGACCCUAACCUGAUCCUAUUGGCUGAAAUACCUGUUAAUCAGAACAGGGGGCUCCCCUCCUUGACACUACUCCUUUCCUAUUGUACGAUCCACGUCAAAACAUGUGCCCACCCUUCAACCCUGCUUCUCUCACUGUUAAUCCCCCACUCCCAACCUCUCGUAAACCUGUACCUCUUUAUUAAAGAGUCUUAAUUCGCUACCAAACUCAAUGUCCACACUGACGCCACCCCUCAAACGGAAACAGGUGACGUCAUCUUAGUGCCCCCUUAAACCUAGAAUGCUAAUGCACUGUUGGCAUUAUCAGCGCAUUGUACAAGCAGUCAUUUUGAUGAGAUAAGCCCAUAGGGAAAUUAAUGAUCAUAAUCUUUGAUGUUGAACUAGAAUUUUUGAUAAUGGUGAAAUUGUAAUCUGAUUUAAAGUUAUUUUUUUAUUAAAGGUUAUCUUCCUCCCUUUUGCGCUAACACUCUCCUAUUUUUACUCUUUGCAGUGUAAAACUAAAUUGACUAUACGUCAGGGACGUACUGGACUCUUUGGAUGAAUCUGAAAAGGGGGAUAUCUCCUACUUUCCUCCUUCUCCUGUAUGACUGAACAAGUCCUGCUACGUCCCAUACAUUCAACUAUUGUCUGUUUCCGAAUGUUUCUCCUCUGGACACUUUAUAGCUUCGUUCUAUGUAUUUCCCCAUUUUUUAUUUAUUUGAUGAACUCAUGUUUUUGUGGCCUCUUCCAGGAUGGAAUAAUGCUAAUGGGUAAAUGUGUAGAAAGACAGACUGCCUCAAUUUAAAAUUAAACGCGCACAAACCACCUGGCUUGUCUGUUAUUGUUGGAAUUUCCAGGUACUGGUAGCUUUGAUUGGAUGGUAAGAUUCACCAUCUUUAUCCCAUCACUCCUCAGUCCACCCUCUGACCUCUAACCUCUAUCCCCUGACCCUGUAUACAUCCCCUAUGUCACUUUAAUCUCCCUUUGUCGAUUUUAUCCCUCUCUCCCCUCCCUUUCUUUUGGGUUUUGCAUGUGGUGAAUGCAUGUGGUGAAUUCUCUUCUGCAGUUAUUUGUUUUGCUGGGGUUUUGCCCGUUCCAGGUGGAGUGUGGUAAGAUCCGGAGGUGUGGUAAGAUGAGUGGCAUGGGCGUAGCGUGUGUGAUGCAGUGUAUGAUUGUUUCAGUGUGUGGUUGUGCACACAGCAGCUAAAUGAUAAGUUAUGAAUGUAAAUAUGAUUAAGAUAAAAAUAUAGAAAUAGUACUUUAUCUGAAUAUUCUGUUAUAUUAUAGGCUAGUGUUAUGUAGGGGUGAGUAGUGUAAUUCACAUACCCUGCAAAUACUCUUAUUUUGUGUUGUAAAGCUUACUCAGGCAGUGUUGUGAAGGUGAGUUUCAAAGGCCGAUGCCAUCUUUACUGAUUUAUAUAUUCUUCUCUCGUUCUCUCUCUCUUUGUUUCAGGUGAGGAAGCAGCAGCCGAGGUAGGAGAGGAAGUAGAGGAGGCGGCCGAGGAGGGAGGAGAGGAGGAGGUGGCAGUAGCGGAGGGAGGAGAGGAGGAGGUGGCAGCAAAGGAGGGAGGAGAGGAGGAGGUGGCAGCAGAGGAAGCUGCACUUGAAGAGGCUGUAGCGGCGGAAAACGGAGCAGAACCCGCAGAAGAGGCCUCAGUCGAGGCAGAAGCAGCGGCCGAGGCAGUUUCUGAAGAACCUGCUGUGGAGGCAGCAGCAGUAAAGGUAGAGGCGGCACCAGCGGUAGCAGAAGCGGAGACUGUGGUGGAGGAGAUGGCAGAGGCUGUUGCGGUGGCUGCUGAAGUCAUCGCUGAGGUCGCAGAAGAGGUCAUUGAGGUGGCAAAUGAAGUGGAGGCGGCAGCGGAGGAAGUGGUCAAAGUGGCCGAGGCCGUGGAAGAGGCUGCUGAGGCUGUUGCCGCACAUGCCGCCGCCGAGGAGGCAGUUGCCGUGGCCGAGCCAGAGGCGGAGAUCAACGGUACGGGCCCAGAGGAGGAGGCUGAUGUUGCUGCUGAGUAACACACACACACCACAGGGAGGCACACACUGUCCUUCACCACCAGCCCAACACACACACGCACUCCGAUAGGCCAGCAGCAACAGGGAGGUUAUGUGUACAUUGUUCCUUACCCACACCAUAUAGUACCACUACAGAGUCUAACACUGAUCUGACCUGGUGCUAAAACCACUAGAGCUUGACUACUCAGAUGUGAAGGUUAUUCUCUCGAAGAGGACACUUUAUCCAUUAGAGUUUACUUAGAGGGCAGAGGCGUAACUAAUGAUAUGACUGAUUGUAAGUGAAAGUGUGAAAAGCUAGAAGAAUAGAUUGCUCUGUUAUUCCCCCCCCCCCCUUCACGCUAAAAGCUUGUGUAGUUCAAAAUCUCUCCUGACUAUGUACAGUAUAUUUGUACAGUAUAUUUGUUGUGUCCUGGAGAUGGUAAAAGUGCUAAAAAAUCAGAACAGCAGAUGGUCACCGCUGUUAGACCUUUUUAGAAAGUGGCAGUGAUGUCAUCCAUCUCUUGCACAGUUAAGGAUGUAAUGGUUGCAACCUCAUAUCACAGUAAGGAUAGAAAUACACAUUAGUGCAAAUCACUGUGCCCCCCCCCCCCCCCCCGCUCCCCCCAUAGUGAAAUGUGACCAAACACGUGCUUCUUUCCCCCUCCAAACUACCUUUAUUCAUCCCUUCUCUCGCUCCCUUCUUCCUCUCAAACACUGCCCACUCACCGUUCUGUUUACAAAGCUCCACUGACCUCACGUAUCAAUGACCUUUAACCUCUCCCCUGCCUUACCUCAGAGGCCCGACGCUGCAUGCAAACACAAACAGGAAAACACCUCAAAUGCGCCAUUUGAUUAUGUUAUUUUGUUUGUAAUGUGUAAGCCCAGUCCACGGCCAACCAACCACUAAUACUCAGGCUUUAUUUGGGAGAUAUUACAUUAACAACUGUACUUUUUUAAGCCUCUUAACUUAUGCUUUUCUGCCAGAUAUCACUGAGUUGGUACAUGCCGAUGUAACGUUAAAGCUUUGUUUAACCCGUUGUACGUACAUCUCAUGCAGCCGUGUGAUGGCUUCUGCUAGUAGAGACAACUCUGAAACCUGUGCAAGCUCUGUAACAAAACAAACUGUUGCCAUGUGUUUUUAUUCUUAACUGUAAAACUGGAACUUUGAAGGAAUUACCUCAUAACGUUAAAACGUGAGGAAAUCAACAAUGUGUUGCCAUUCAGAUUUGCUAUUUUUUAAACUAGCUAACGCAGUGAGUAGUCGUGUAAUUGAUUAAGGGAAUUAAUCGAGCCUUACAAUAAAAUUAUUUGCGAAACUGGAAAGAUCCCGUCCGCGUGUUGAAUUUGUCUGGGUUUGCUUGUGCUAAUACGCUUGUAGGGCUUUCGGGUGAAGAAAACCAGUCUUUCCAAAACGGCAAUGGAUUCCAUCACGAGUAAAAAUGACAAGACAAUCCACUUCUGAUAUAAUAUUAUAGUUGUACCAUGAAGAACCUAUCACACUGACACUAGAGUUAAUUCACCUCUGCACUGUUGCCCCAUGAGUCAACAAAUGAUUUACUUUAGCCCAGGAGACAAAUCAGAAAAGUUCCCUAGUUGUGAAAAAAUGUCAAGACAAAUGUUUGAAAUCAAACCAUUAUCCCAUUUGAUGUGUGUUCCUUUGUGAUAUUUGGCAGGAAGGCAUUUUAUUUUAUUUGAGCUGGCCUCUUUAUAAAGAAUGGUGGACAACAUGCAAAAGUACCUUCUUCGCUGUAUGUUCUGAUUACUUAUUUUGGAAUGUCUUCUAUUCACAUUAGAAAUGACUAAUUCACACUUCUAUUCUUACAAGGCAUUUUGUGUUGCAUACAUGCACCGUAUGGGGAAUUUUAAUGUACAGUUAACUGCUAUUCCACACACUAUUCCUUCAUCACCUCUACUGCUUCCUGUACCCUCUUCCAUUCAAUGUUUUUCCUGUCACCGUGCCUUUUUUCUAUGCCUGUCAUCUGCACCCAUGUCACUGCUACCCUGUAUGUUGAAGUUCUCCACCUGUAGGCUCCAUCCUAACCCUCUCAAAACCACCCAUUUAUUUUGCGGUCACUCAAUGCUCUGGUGGGUACAUUCAAGCCAUAGCCUGCCAGUCUGCAUUGGUCAAAUGCAUUUCUGCUUUGCAUCAUUCACCAAAAUGUGCAACAAUUGAGUUUUUAAUGACGGGUCCAGCUGAACUUUUGGGGAGCAAGUGAUGCAUGCAAUAGAGGUCAAUGCACGGUGAAGGUACACCUGGGUCUGGACAAUGUUGAUGCAAACGCAACAAAAAUGCAAGGAUGACCGAAAAGUGGUCUCAACACAUUCGGAUUGCCUUUUUCUCUGAAGAAGCACUAGCUAACACCUAUGUCUGUACAAGUCUUUACUUUUUCUAAGACUAAUGUCACGUUUUUACAUGGCAAGCUGCCUUGUUUGUCUUCUCAAUGUGACCUCUGUCUGGCUACUGGCUACGUGUUGGUCUGUGCACUUGUUUGGAUUCUCCCUAACCCACAGUGGGCUGAUACAGUAAGGGUUCUGGUCAAACUGUUCUCCCUAACCCACAGUGGGCUGAUACAGUAAGGGUUCUGGUCAAACUGUUCUCCCUAACCAUUUUACAUCAUUUACAUUUUAGUCAUUUAGCAGACGCUCUUAUCCAGAGCGACUUACAGUUAGCACAUACAUUAUUUUAUCGAACCCACAACCCUGGCGUUGCAAACGCCAUGCUCUACCAACUGAGCUACAUCCCCUGUCGGCCAUUCCCUCCCCUACCCUGGACGACGCUGGGCCAAUUGUGCACCGCCCCAUGAGUCUCCCGGUCGCGGCCGGCUACGACAGAGCCUGGAUUUGAACCAGGAUCUCUAGUGGCACAGCUAGCACUGCGAUGCAGUGCCUUAGACCACUGCGCCACUCGGGAGACCCACAGUGGGCUGAUACAGUAAGGGUUCUGGUCAAACUGCACUAUUUAAACAAGAAUGCGUAUUUCACCAUCUCUUGGGGUUUGUACACAGAGUUCUACAAUGUUCACGUUGGCAUGUCUAACUGCCUCUAUUUUCCUGGAUAUCCUUUCUCAUGUCACAUUGGGCGCAUAUGUGCUAUGUUGAUUGAGUUGGAGAGAAAUUGUGAGUCAGUCUUUUUGUAACAUGAGUGUGAGUGAUAUUCGGGCGCUGGGUUCUGUCUUGCAGUGGCACCAGUCAUUCUGGCAGCAGCCUCUGCUUUGGAGGUGACGACAGUCGCUGAAGUGGUUGUGCCUGUUGUAGAAGAAGUUGAGGAGGCGGCCCCAGUAGAGGCCCCUGCUGCAGUGGAGGAGUCCCCAAGCUGCAGUGGAGGAGGCCCCACUUGAGCCUGCACCCGUAGAAGAGGCCCCAGCUGCAGUGGAGGAGGCUGCAGUGGAGGAGGCCCCAGCUACAAUGGAGGAGGCCCCAGCUACAGUGGAGGAGGCCCCAGCUACAGUGGAGGAGGCCCCAGCUUCCCCAGCUGCAGUGGAGGAGGCCCCAUCUGCAGUGGAAGAGGCCCCAGCUGCCCCACUUGAGGCUGCACCCGUAGAAGAGGCUGCAGUGGAGGAGGCCCCGGCUGCAGUGGAGGAGGCCCCGGCUGCAGUGGAGGAGGCCCCGGCUGCCCCACUUGAGCCUGCACCAAUCGAAGAGGCCCCAGCUGCAGUGGAAGAGGCCCCAGCUGCAGUGGAAGAGGCCCCAGCUGCAGUGGAAGAGGCUGCAGUGGAAGAGGCUGCAGUGGAAGAGGCUGCAGUGGAAGAGGCUGCAGUGGAAGAGGCUGCAGUGGAAGAGGCUGCAGUGGAAGAGGCUGCAGUGGAAGAGGCUGCAGUGGAAGAGGCCCCAGCUGCAGUGGAAGAGGCCCCAGCUGCAGUGGAAGAGGCCCCAGCUGCAGUGGAAGAGGCCCCAGCUGCAGUGGAAGAGGCCCCAGCUGUAGUGGAAGAGGCCCCAGUUGAGGUGGCGGCACCUGUGGAUGCGCCCAAAAAGGAGUACAUUGUAGUGGUGUUGGAGGGAGCAGCCAAGUCCGAUAAGAGGCCCAAAGUCCUGGGGGUCGGCCCCAUGACCGGCAGGAUCAUCCCAGCUCCAGAUGAUGACGAGGCCCCUGCUGCUGAGGUAACAGGUAAUUUGACAACUAAAGCAUGCAAUUGAUCAAUAGAAUGUCUGAUUAGUUGGAUGAGUAGAUUAAAAAUAGGACUAACACUGUCUAUAAAUGCACAGAUGGUUAUAUAUUUUGUUCAAAUAGAUCAUUUUCAAUAACAAAAUCAUGAAUGAUGAUGCAACAGCCAUGGCGGUAGUAGCGGGAGUUGUAUCUCACAUUUAGAAAUCUAGAUGAAUAGAGUGCUGCCAUUUCAGUGCUAGUCAUGGUAUUGUGAUCUAAUGUGAUCUCACCACGUCUGUCUUCAGGGCAAGCGACGGCUGCUUAGGAUGCAGAUGCAG